GUUUUUUCUUUUCUCGAAAAACGAACAAGAAAGAACGGGCUCUUCGUAGCAGAGGCUCUGCCCUAGCACUCAUCAGUCUCCAUUCCCGUCGCCGCCGUAUCGGCGCACCCACCUCCCCGCGCCGCCGUAACAACAUUGCCGCAGCGCUGCCGCUCAGAGAAUGUCGAACAACCAGUUGAUCGUGCACAUUCCAGACGAGCAGCCUCACGACCUUCACCACCAACCUACCGUUACUGUUUUUGCUUCAUCCAUUAACCCAAAGCAUGCCAACCAAAUUGUUAGACGUUUGAAUCAGAUAGCACCACUCGGCGACCUCCGUCACGUGAAACGAAUUUGGAAGAAAGUUCUUGAAGGAGGACAAAUAGAGCUAUCAGUGGUCUUGUGCCUGGCUUAUGAAGGUGAUAAUCAGUUGGAUGAUGUGCCACCUCAUCUUCAGGAGAUGAUCAGUUCCUAUCAGUUGAGUCCUUUUAUUACAAAUGUCUGCAAAUUUGAAGCAACAUCAAAAGAAGAGUGGCAAGAGCAGUGCAAGUUUUGGCCAACGUCAUAUCAUCCAAGAACUUACAGCAUUGAUGGCAUUACUGGAUUUAGCGAGGAGGACUCGGAUUCAGUUUUGAAGUUUAUGCAAUCUGCAGUAGAGUUGGCAACAUCUGAUGGCUUGGUAAAUGUAGUCAAUGCUGCAGUGAUAGUGGAUCCUUCAGCUAAGCAAAUAAUUUCAACUGCACGUGAUCAGGUUUUUAUUUGGAACACUUGCAAAGAUGACAGCUGUUAUAGAAAACCAGAUUUACUUAGUUGUCAUCCUAUUUCCAAUAGAUUGGAUCCCCAGAAACCGAUGCAUUUAAGAAGUUCCUGCAAUCAUCUCAAACAAUCUUAUACAAAUGUUGCUUGCCUAUAUCCUGGGCAAUGGACUGAGCAGCAAUCACAUUCACAGAGUUCAUAUUAUUGUCAUCCUUUACGUCAUGCUGCCAUUGUAGCUAUAGAAGCAUCUGCUGCCAGGGAUAGACGACUUUUCCCCAACAAUGAGGGCAGUAAAGAAAAAUAUUUGGAAUUGGAUCAUGAAAGUCAUUCUACAAGCUCUCCUUCAAAGAGGCAGAAAACUGGUUGUGCAACUGUUAUGGAUAAUGACAAAUUGAAUGCUCAUAGUCAAACUUCCAAUCAGAUUGAGGAUAAUGACAAAUUGAAUGCUCAUAGUCAAACUUCCAAUCAGAUUGAGGAGAAUGAUAAUUUGAACCCUAAUCUGCUGUCAGCACGGCCUUACUUAUGCACUGGUUAUGACAUAUAUCUUGCUUGGGAACCUUGCACAAUGUGUGCCAUGGCCCUUGUCCAUCAGAGAAUUAGGCGAAUAUUUUAUGCUUUUCCAAACCCUAAAACCGGUGCCUUGGGCAGUGUUCACAGAUUACAAGGAGAAAAGAGCUUAAAUCAUCAUUAUGCUGUUUUCAGAGUUUUGAUCCCUGAAGAAGCUCUCCAUAAAUGUCAUACGUCAGUUUCAGAAGCUGAAGAAACUGGUAUUUGACUAGUUAUUUAGUAGCAUAUGCAGUUUCUUAAAGUUCAAGAGUGGAUGAAGAAGUAUUUUAGCCAUAGAGACUAUUUAUUAGUGAAUUUUGAAUAAUGUUUAGUGAUUAAGUAGUAGAUGUACCUUUGGAUUGUCAUACUUAUGUCAAUUUUGAAAGCAAUUUUUGUGCUUGUAGAGGAAAUCAGGGUCACAUUGACACUUGUACUGUUGUACACCAAUAUGUAUUCGAAUUUUGUUACCAAUCUAAUGACCUCUUUUUUUCUGAAAA
Lathyrus oleraceus (garden pea) is the source of this 1778-nucleotide messenger RNA. Its product is annotated as tRNA-specific adenosine deaminase TAD3. The transcript is spliced from 9 exons. The record is from RefSeq and is a predicted model, not a curated record. Gene Ontology annotation, biological process: tRNA wobble adenosine to inosine editing. Gene Ontology annotation, molecular function: tRNA-specific adenosine-34 deaminase activity. NCBI's taxonomy places the organism in Eukaryota, Viridiplantae, Streptophyta, Magnoliopsida, Fabales, Fabaceae. The coding region runs from base 161 to 1510 and encodes 449 amino acids. Gene Ontology annotation, cellular component: nucleus; cytoplasm.